UUGAUUUCAUUAUUCAGUCUCAUCAUCCUAAUGUCGAGCCUACUGCUAAUCUUAUUAUCGUGGCAAGCCACAUUGUUAUAUGGCCAUCCCCAUCACACUCAUGGGGUCCAUAUAGUCAAGAGCGAUGGGGACCCCGGUGAGCCUCUGUUUUUGACACCAUUCAUCGAGAAGGGCGACAUCAAGAAAGCCAGACACCUAGCUAGAGUCAACCUCAACGACAGUUUAUCAAUCGAGAGCUACACGGGAUUCUUUACCGUCAAUAAGGCUUACAACUCCAACCAGUUCUUCUGGUAUUUUCCAAGCAUGUUCCCAGACAGGGAUCAAGCCCCAGUACUUGUGUGGCUUCAGGGUGGCCCGGGCGGAUCUUCGCUGUUCGGCUUAUUCUGCGAAAACGGCCCCAUCGCAGAACAAAACGGCCAAUUUGUACCCAGACAAUAUCACUGGGCUCUGAAUCACCACGUAAUCUACAUCGACAACCCCGUGGGCGCGGGUUUCAGCUUCACAAACGACUCUAUGGGAUACUGCACAGACGAAACGCAAGUCGGCGAACAACUCUAUUCCACCAUCACUCAAUUCUUCCAACUCUUCCCGGAGCUGCAGAAAAACGAUUUCUUCAUUACUGGCGAAUCCUACGCAGGAAAAUACGUCCCGGCUUUCGCUCACACGAUCCACAAAAAUAACCCCAAGGCGAAGACUAAAAUAAACCUUAAAGGGCUCAUUGUUGGCGGUGCUUAUAUAAAUCCUGACAGUCAGAAUCAUUUUAGAUUAGAUUCCGAAGCCAACCUAAAUCUUAUGAAAUUGGAGAAAUGUGAUCCGUAUCGAGAAGGUGGUGAUAAAUAUGUUUCGGUGUUAAAUAAAAGCGAAGUUCGGAAAGCUAUUCAUGUUGGAGCAUUAUCAUAUGACGAGCUUAGUACGACAGUACACGAAUAUUUGAGUGAAGACAUGGACCGGUCUAUGGCGCCUUGGUUGUCGGAAUUACUAGACCACUAUCCGGUGACCCUUUACGGCGGAGAAGAUGAUCAUACAGUAUCUUACGCCGGAAUAGUUGAUUUUUUAAGAAAUCACUUUAAUUUUACGGGAGAAGAUGAAUACCAGUCAGCGAAGCGGUACUCAUGGAGGGUAGAUGGUGAGUUAGCUGGAUGUGUGAGGAGUGCGCGUCUUCUGAAGGACAUUUAUGUGCUAAAAGCUACCCAUUUCGUGCCUGCAGACCAGCCCAAACGUGCCUGGGAUAUGAUCACGCGACUCACUCGUGGAAAAGGUUUUGAUAAGAAAGAAAUCUGCCCAGUGUAGCUACCGUUAGCUUUUAAGAUAUUUGCCGGCCUAGCCAGUGUGACAACGAAACGCUGCGGUUUUCUUUAUCACUCUUCCAAUUUAGUGUGACAGUGACAGUUGCGUUUCGAUCGCUACGGAGCGUAAGCGAUUUGCAUUUUGGCUACGCGGCCUGACAUUGUAAUAACUAAUUACUUAUUUAGGUUGAAGGAACUAAUUACCUGUAUAAAUAAAUGAAUCCUAUCUAACUUCA
Messenger RNA from Cydia pomonella (codling moth), 1522 nucleotides. RefSeq names its product venom serine carboxypeptidase-like. The record is from RefSeq and is a predicted model, not a curated record. NCBI's taxonomy places the organism in Eukaryota, Metazoa, Arthropoda, Insecta, Lepidoptera, Tortricidae. Gene Ontology annotation, molecular function: serine-type carboxypeptidase activity. The coding region runs from base 31 to 1290 and encodes 419 amino acids. The transcript has a single exon. Gene Ontology annotation, biological process: proteolysis.